AAUGGAGGAUAUAUAUUCAUAUAUAAAACAUGAGAUAUGUUCAGAUAGAAUGGUAAAGAUAUAUUUAGAAAAUAGGUUACAAGAACUCAUUUAUUAUAAAAAUUUCCAGAUGAAAGACUUCAAGCUAUUUAGUAUUUCUUUGGUUUCAAUUCAUUUUAGAGCUUUAAAUACAUAUUAUGAAAAGAAUUUCUAACAAGUGGAUGCUGUUUUUACUGUAUUAUAAUAAGCUAAUGAUGGAAAUGGUUUAGUUAGCUCAUUAUUAUCAGCAAAUCAAAUAAAUAAGAAUAUGAAAAUUAAGGACAUUUCAUUAUAUGCCUUGGCAGAUAAAAAUCAGAUUGUAGAUGAAGAUCUCUUUCCACCUUCAUUUGGGUAUACUAUUCAUUAAUAUAUAUUAGAGGAUAAGCACCACUUAAAGUGACUGUUCAUGAAGUGAAUUUAUCAAGUUUAGUUUAAGCUAUGACAGUAGAAUCCUAAAAAGUAGUUGUAAAUAAAAAGGUUGAUGGAUUGGAUCAUAAGAAAAAAAAUGAUUCUUCAGAUUUCAAUACAUAAGUUAAUUUAUCAAAAUAACUUAAAUCAGCAGAUCCAAUUAAGAAUGAUUCUUUAAAAUUAAUUAAUGAAAAUAAUAAUGCAGCUUAAGAAACUAUAAAUAAAGAUUCAAAACCAUAAUAAGAUUAAGUAAUUAAGAAGCCUAAAAUUAUAUUGAAGAGCAAACAAUAAGAAUAAUCUCAAAGUUAAAAUUAACCUAAAGAAUUAAAUUAAUUACCAAUCAUUGAAGAAGUAAUUAUUAAGAAUGAUCCAAUCAUUGAAGAACCAAUUAAAGAAAUUUAAACAAAAAACCAAGAUGUUAAACCUCAAGAAUCUGCAAUUAAUAUAACAAACAAAACUUCAAAACCAAAAACUUAAUAAAUUGGAGCAGGCUCUAUGAAAUUAGAUAGCUUUUUUAAAAAAAAAUGA
Messenger RNA from Paramecium pentaurelia, 954 nucleotides. The record is from the annotation of a GenBank genome assembly. NCBI's taxonomy places the organism in Eukaryota, Ciliophora, Oligohymenophorea, Peniculida, Parameciidae.